AUGGUCCAUCUGGAGAUGCACAACUCUCUGAGUCUCGGCCGCUUCAGGGUGGAGAGCUAUGCGUUCGCCCUUGUCGCGGCGGACCGUUCGUCAACCGUUCCGUCGAUUCUGAAUCAUGGAUGCCCGAAAGAAUGCCAGUUUUCUGGCGAAUCCGGCGGGGAGAGUGUGUCAGGACUCGCCAAGACACCCACGCGCAUCAACGUGAGUGGGAUGAUUGGUUUUUGGAUGUUGACUUAUCGUGGCCCGAUAAGCGUGGCUCUAUCGGUUAAGUAA
Molecule: messenger RNA, 273 nt
Organism: Aspergillus clavatus NRRL 1
Lineage: Eukaryota; Fungi; Ascomycota; Eurotiomycetes; Eurotiales; Aspergillaceae
Exons: 2
Coding region: 1-273 (90 amino acids)
Source: RefSeq, a predicted model, not a curated record